Elaeis guineensis (African oil palm) is the source of this 3134-nucleotide messenger RNA. Lineage: Eukaryota; Viridiplantae; Streptophyta; Magnoliopsida; Arecales; Arecaceae. The record is from RefSeq and is a predicted model, not a curated record.
GAGCUCGUUACCCAUAUCAGGCGCUUGCUUCCCAUUUACUCAUGUGCCGCCGCCUCUUCCCAUAGAGAGAAUAGGAAGAGGAAGAGACAAAGAAACGCAUGCUCGAGAGAGGCGACGAGACGAGAAUUUGUAUCAAAGAAAGAAAGUGAAGACGAAAGAGAAAGAAGAUAUAUCUUGGAUAGCUCGAGUGUCCGGGCAGGCAGCGGCAUAUCGAUCCCAUGUCGCCGGAGAAUGUGGUGGUGGUGGCGGUGAGGGCGGAGCGGGAGAUCUCCAAGACGGCUCUGGAAUGGGCCCUCACCCACGUCGUCCGCCCCGGAGAUCUCGUCACGCUCCUUGCUGUCCUGUCCGACCACGGGCCCCGGGGUGGUAAGUAAUAAUUAAGGCGGUUCGAUCCCUUUUCCGUUCCUCCAUCCCUCCCUCGCCGAUGAUACUAGAUAGCCACUCCAUUUUCGGCCUCUCUGACUCGGCUCCGUUCUUCUUUCCUUGGAGGCUGGCGGCGGAGGCUAUUACCAUGGGGCUUCCCCAGGUUCGGCGGCGGCGGGGGCAGUGGGAGCCGUCGCCACCGCGAGAGGUGCCAGAUCUCCGCCGCCUGCUCCCAGAUGGCGCUGCAGAUCGACGGCCGGAACGAGGUACCCAUCCAUCCAUGCAUAUAUCCAUCUGAUCGGUUUGCCCUUUUUCCAAUCAUAAUUCAUUAACAACGACGACGACUGAAUUGCCGCCGCGAUAAAACAUGACAGCUCCUCUGCUCUUCUGGAAGUGGGAAGGGUGUAUUAUUGAAUAUCUCUGUAGAAAAGUUCUGAACUUUUGGAAACGUUUCACUCCGUGACCGUCAUCAGGCUUUCCUGUAUUUCUUUUUUUUCUUCUCCUUUUAACAUAAAUAUUUUUUAUUACUUCUGAUGUCUCUUUUUGGUCUCUUUAUGUGAUGAUGGGAGCGAUGGUCGUGGCGGCGUUGAUGAUGGCAGAUAGCUGUGAGGAUAAAGGUCGUAGGCUCGGAGUCGAGCAGUGGCGCGGCUUCCAGCAGCGCCGGCGAGGGCGUGGUGGCCACGGAAUCAAAGAGUGUUGGUGCCAACUGGAUCGUGCUUGACAAACUGCUGAAGCAGGAGAUCAGGCACUGCAUGGAGGAGCUGCAAUGCAACGUUGUGGUGAUGAGAGGCUCAUGCGCCAAUGUGCUGCGGCUCAAUCUGGGGGGAGCUUAUGAACCAGUCCCUCCCUUCUCUUCCUCGUGUUCUCCAAACUGCAGUGAAAAGUUUCUGAGCAACGGGGUCGGGCAACUGAAACCAAUCUCCAUAUGUGAUGAUGUAAAAGCUUCAGUUUAUAAAGAAAUUACAGAAGCAGGAUCAAGUACUGGAAUAGGGAGAGCUUCUUCCAUCUUUGUUGAUGAAGAAAACCCUCCUUUUGAAGGGAUUUAUAAUCGAAAAUUAGAAGAUGAUGCAGGUACAUCCGAUUCAGAGAGCAGCGGAGUGGCAAGCCCUCCAUCGUUUCCUCUUGGACUGGACCUCAUCCAAGACGAAGCUCGAAGAGAGUCCUCUUCUGGAUUCCAUCCACAACCACGUUCGUAUCCAGCAGCAGCAUUCUCUGUGACCGCACAUAACCGUGGGGUCUAUUGGAUUCCUCAGAAUCACAUUGCAGAGGAAAACGCAUUUAUUCAGAGGUGCAAGACCGACAACACCAGACCUCCUCCUCCCUCUGCUAAAACCUUGCAAGAAAUGUUUGCCGAGUCAAAUCGAGGCUAUGCUAUCGGAAAGGCCGGACUUCACCCGGAGCUCGCAGAGGACCAUACUUAUGGCUCCGACGUGAGGGAGGCAGUCUCCCUGAUUGGAAGCUCCCCAUCCAUACCUCCUCCUCUAUGUUCGCUGUGCCGGCACAAGGCUCCAGUCUUCGGAAAGCCUCCAAGACGGUUCGCGUACCGGGAACUCGAGAUGGCCACCGAUGGAUUCUCGAAUGAGAAUUUCGUGGCAGAUGGUGCGAUCGGAUGCGUCCACAGAGGGGUUCUGGAAGAUGGGCGAGUGGUGGCAGUGAAGCGGCUUAAGCCGGCCGGCAGCGAUGUCAGAGGGGAGGAUGAGUUCUGCGAGGAGGUUGAGGUGCUGAGCCGGGCACAGCAUAGGAAUGUGGUGAUGCUGGUUGGGUUCUGCGUAGAAGGGAAGAGGAGGUUGCUGGUGUAUGAGUACAUCUGCAAUGGCUCUUUGGACCGCCAUCUAUAUGGGAGAAAAAAAGCACCACUUGAUUGGCACGCAAGGAUUAAGAUCGCAGUGGGGGUGGCGAGAGGAUUACGGUACCUCCAUGAGGAUUGCAGGGUAGGGUUUGUGGUCCACAAGGACAUGCGCCCCAACAACAUCCUCCUCACCCAUGAUUACGAGCCAUUGGUCGGGGACUUCAGCCUCUCAAGGUGGCAAACAGAGUCAUGUCCCCCUGCCGAUGCUAAUGUGGCCGAAACUUUCGGGUAUCUGGCACCGGAAUACAUCGAGCACGGAGUCGUAACCGAGAAGGCGGAUGUGUAUGCGUAUGGUGUGGUCCUACUAGAGAUGAUCACAGGCCGAAGAGCCUUGGACGCAAGGCAGCCCAAGGGCCAGCAAUUCCUGGUAGAAUGGGCUCGACCUCUCCUGUCGCUGGCAUCGGAUGAGGGCCGAACGAUCGCUGUGGACCGCUUCCUGGAUCCUCGUCCUGACUGGGAUCAAGCUCGAUUCUUCUCGCGGCAGCUGCGCUCCAUGGCUCGUGCUGCGUCGAUGUGCCUCCGCCGCGAUCCGCAAGCCAGACCUGGCAUGUCCAAGGUCCUGAGAAUUUUGGAAGGAGACGCCGUCGUCGAUCAUGUAUUUGACAUCCACUCGGUGGGCACCCGAAGCGGCCGCAUGAGCUGUCCAAUCCUGCAUCAAGACAGCGCAAUGGGAGGGAGCGUCUCUCAGAGAUUUGCCCGUGAACGUGUCAUACAUUCCCUUCAUGAUCAGAGAAGCUGGCCUCGUUUCCGCUGAAUUGCGGAUGCUCCACCCACCCCCUCUUGUGGAUGCCAUCCCGUACUCCCAAGACGUUGAUUAUUUUUUUUUUAAUUAGUAGCUGAUGAUGGUAUAAUAGGUCAGCCAACGUGGGUGUUAGACUUAUUAGAAUACAAAAUCUAUUUAACGUGGAAAGAGGUUUCUUCA